This is a messenger RNA of Amoebophrya sp. A25, 5143 nucleotides long. The record is from the annotation of a GenBank genome assembly. NCBI's taxonomy places the organism in Eukaryota, Dinophyceae, Syndiniales, Amoebophryaceae.
AGAUUUUAGUUUUCCUAACGUUCCUUGAGUGUCACAAUAUGUAGUUGAUAGUAGCCGUACUGGAAUCUUUGCUCUUUAUCAGUGUUGCAUUUUUGUUACACUGGCAAGCGUUUUUCUACCAGAGCGCAGACACGGGAUCUAUAACUGAAUAAAAUGUUCGAUUUUGCUGUGCCUUAGUCCGUCGUCACCAACAACCCUGGGAGUUUCGCUUAUGGUUUAAGGAGCCAAGGGCGGUCCUGAUUCGACGUUUCCGACACGAUGUCGGCGAUUCGUGGCGUCCUCACGAAUGCUUGGAAGAGUAUCCUGUUUGACGUUCGUUACGGUACGAAUCUACGUCUGAAGACAUGGCAGCGACGUGCGCCGGCUGUUGCUUUGAUUAUGGAUGGCUUUGGCUUUGGUUCAUCAAUUCUGUAUGUUGAGGAGAUCAUCUUCCGAUGGAAUAACUUAUUAAAUUGGUCGAGUUAAUAUUACAACUCGUAUCUGUAGUUUCUGUUCUAACACGACAUCCGGCGGUUUCCUGUUCGGUUUCCUUAUGGUGAACAAGAAGGCAACACAGUGCGAAAUGGGGGUACCGGAAGUGAAGAAGUCGAGUCUGAUGUACGAUAGAAGUUUCAGACCGGAUUUGGAGAUAAGCUUUACUCAACGACUGGAGCGUGCAGCCUCACUCCUAGCGCCGAUCCAGCAUCAUAUGUACUGUUGGAUGCAGUCGAGGCUCGACCCGCAUGCACGCGACAAAUGGCUGGAUUUUUAUGAAGGACUGAAGAGUUAGAGGACUAGGACAUUCAUUUGGAAUUGGAUGUGCAAUUGAAUAAAGCAGUGGCAGAUAGAUACGUGGGAUGGACAUUCAUUUGGAAUUGGAUGUGCAAUUGAAUAAAAGAGUGGCAGAUCAUACGUGGGUAGGGGGUCGUAGAAAUCUGCUUUGAUAUCGUGCGUACCACAAUGCUGGUGCUCGGUUUCGCAACGUGGCUGUCAAGAAAUAGUCAGUAUAAGACAGAUGAUCUACCACUUCUAAUCGCCCACUUCCCUGCCUCGCCACGGAGAAGAGGGUGGAGAAGACAACUGCAAGAAGUGUGAAAAUGAGGAAUUGCGGGACGCCAACGUGCCCGAUUUUCUGGCAAACUUAUGGGUGGAUCGCGGUUUCUUGGACCUCAAAUUCCAGCACAGACCCAGACUUCCUUCAUCGGUGAAGAUAUCACCACUCGAAAAAACCGAAUCCUUCAUUGAAGGAGUGACCGCGGGGAUGGAAGGACGUACUUUUUUGAUGGAAAAUUGUAGUGGAUGUUUGCUGUGUAUUUGAAUAGCGCUAAAUGCAAUGUUAACCUGCACGACAAUCUCUACUCUAGUAGAAGUUUCUCCCUCAAAUCAGCCGAUAACUACGAGAAGAACAAGAAGAUCGGGGAGCGAAUCGACGUUAUCAAUCGGGGAAACGAGGGAGAAGACAUACGAACAACUGUGGAUCCGACUUAUCCGCACUACUCGUAUCCUUUUAUCAAGCAGACGCAUGAUGCUGUUCAGACUCUGGGUGUAGUGAAGAUGGAGGGUCUGCUGCCUUUGAACAUUAUACGAGAAGUGAGACGGAAAAUGGAUAUUGCGCCACUGAGGUAGAAGUGUUAACUGUGAGUUCUUAGUUUGGAUUGCAACUUGCUUGUUAUUUUUGUCUGCAUAUACUAGCCCGGGGAAGGGCAUCCUCCACAGGGGCAAGCGGGGAGUUGGUAAAGGCAAGGAACUAGGAAUAUGGCAGCACUGCCAAGCUCCGAGGUUCUUUAAUUAUUUUAUGAUCUUAGGUGGCUCAAUUCCAGUGCGUUCAAGAGUGAGCUCAUGUUUGGACGAUAGUGCCAAGCCUUCCUGCUGGUAGUGCCAAGAGUCUAUCUUAGUAGUGCCAGGAGUCUGUGCCGUUGCCGGUAGCGCCAAGGUUUUACGCUGGUAGUGUCAAGAGUUCAGGGCGGUAGUGCCAAGAGUCUACGUCGGUAGUGCCAAGAGUCUACGUCGGUAGUGCCAAGGGUCUACGCUGGUAGUUCCAGGAGUCUAUGUUGCUAGUGCCAAGAUUUUAUGUAGGUGGUGCCAGGAGUCUAGGGUGGUAGUGUGUACUGGGAGUGCUGCGAGUCUGUGCUGGAAGUGCCGAAGGUUUAUGCUGCUAGUGCCAAGAGUUCACGAGGCUGAAAAAUGCGCGCUGGCUUUGUGGUGGUGUGGUUGUGGAUGCUAUCCGUGGCUGAGUCGGCCACUGUUUCUAAGUCUACGAAAAUGCUCUAACUCUUGUGCAUUUCAGCUUGUGUAACACCUCCAUGAUCAAAACCAUUUCUGCCCAGGCGCUCACCCUACGAGAAGCUUCAUUCGGAUUGGCGGGAAGACGUGGAAGUAAAAGGUCUGAAAGAAGGCUCUAAUAACGGAGCUGGCACAUGGGUCAAGACACGCUCGGAGAAAACGGAAGAAUACGUAGCAGAAGGGUCACGGAAAUUGCAAGUAUGGCUUGAGGAGGUGGAUUAACAGCCAGAAGCACAACUGCUCCACCACCAGCACCACAGGUAGUUCCACCAGCACCACAGGUUCCACCACAUCAAUCUUCACCAACAGUAUCAUAGGUACAGUAGUCGGUAGGAGGGUCGGUAGGAGUUGUUACCUGAAUAGGACAACGGUUGCGGUUGCCUUGCUAGUUCUUGAGAGGUAGAGACUCCCUUCUUCCAAUCUUGUAGUUUCUAGAGUGCAAUAAAUCAAAAUCAUCUCGUUCAUUCUCUCUCUACGACACGAUAUCCGAAUUCGAGUGUCGGCGGUUUGAUCCUCAGUAUAUCCUGCAUUUCCCGUACGAAAAGCAGAGAGCUCGCGCAUGGAAGGAAAAGCAAGCUGCAAAAGAGGCAAACUGUAUGGGUGAAACUCAAGUUUUUUCCAUAGUUACGACCAGCGUGGCACUCUUUUCACGGGGAAAAGGAUGCCAGUAUGGUCCGCCUAAUUUGAAAAUACUCCUUUCAUAAACUGCGACUACAUCGAUGGCUCCGUAGACAGCGAUAUGAUCUGGGCCAAGGGACCCAAGCCGGCCGCUUUAGAUAAGAGUAGCACUAGGGACGCUUUUUCGGGAGAAGAUGGUAGAAGAAGCGUCUCCGAUAGUGCCGCUUUAGCAACAACCGAAGGAGAUCAGGACAAGAUGGACAAUCCCUACACCAGGGAACGUCGAAAAAACUAUUUGCAGGCGGAAACGAAGGGAAACGUAGGUUUCAAGGGUCGGAGGUGGGAGACAUUCGAUGAAUUGUUAAGGGUAGGUUAAAGGUGCUUUUGUUACCGUUUGUUAUGGCUCUCCUAAGGAGGACAGCCAUAACAAGCGGGAUAAACGAACGCCAAAAACCUACCUCUAAAAUUGGCAGAGCUGUGGUUGAAAGAUAGCGACCCGCGGGAUGAAAAUCCUAUUUUGCCGAACAAUACUAGCAGCAUCGGACGGACCUACUUUUUCAUCAAGAAUACGCACUUCGAGAAAGUGGUACUAGAUUUCUUAGCAUUUACUGGUCUUUGCACAUCAGCGAUGUGUGGAAGAACAACACGUAACAAUCUAUCAUUUAGUACUUAUUCAUUCUCAUAAUUUUUACCACAAAUCAGACAUCCUCAAGUCCUACUUAUCUUCACCAUCGCUUCGACACCACAGAUAAGUCCAAUCCUGACUUUCCUGACGCCGAUGGUGAACACGUAUUUUGAAACGAACGCUUCCGGGAAAGUGCCUUUUGUUUCGAAUAUAGCGUUGUCCGUGAACAACAGUCGAUGUAUGAGCGAAGCCUGGCAUCGGGAUUCUGCGACGCCAGGGGUCACUUUUGUGAUUCCUCUGACCCAGAUCCCGGAAACCUUGGGAGGCCUGGAAUUCUUGUCGCAUUCGCACAGGAAGAGGGAAGCUUAUGAUUGAAUUUUUGGUAGCGCAUAGUUGCUUUUGAUUUGAUAGAUGAACCAAUCAAUCAAUCAAUCAGUCAAUCAAUCAAUCAAUCAAUCAAUCAAUCAAUCAAUCAAGAGUACUGCGUAGAAGACCACUGCUUGCCUUUCCCUGAUAGUUUGACUCAGUGCGUUCUCCUUGCUUUUUUCAGAGCCCUCCUUCCCACACGUCCCCUUUCAUCCCUCCCUCUGCGAGACACUGAAAGCUGGCGUUAUUGGAACUGAGCUAGAGGUAGGCGACGUCCUAAUGUACGAUCAGCGAGGUUUGAAGCGUGCACGGCCUAAUCCCGCUUAUACUUAUGACCAGCUACUUCUCGAUCAGCAUCUUGAUUCCGUGUUUUCCCCAUGGAAUACUAACAAGGGGAAAGGUAUCAAGAUGAGGAGACCGAGAUGGAGUCAGGCACACUCUAAGGUAAAAGAACAACACUAGCACUUUUUGUGUCCUACAACAUCGCAACGCCUCCGGGGUAUAGCAUACCUGGUAUGUAUUGGAACGGCCUUUGGGGUUCCAUGGCAACGAGACUACACUCUUGGGCGACAAGGGAGAAUAUUCUCAUUUUAUGAAGAGAAGAUAGCGAUAUUGUGUUGUUGACUUGUAGUAGAAGAGUGUGACAAGAACUACUUGACCACGUAGUAAAAUGAGGGCACAUGACAUGACAAAAGUUGAACAUUCUCUCAGCAUAAACAAUGAUCACUCGUCCUAAGAUUCUCCUAAAAACACAAGUUGACGUUGUAAGAAGUUCUUAGACUCACUUCUCUCUCUAACCCUUCGCACGAUCGACCGCACUAUCGAGUACAUGUGGGAUAGGUGGAUCCUGCCAGUCGAGUGGCAGGGCCGCGACCUAGCGGUAGAACUCGGCUACUUGACAGAUGGCAGCCAGUCCAUGGCGCAAAAGGCUUCUUCCGCUUUUAAGGGUGGCGUGGAGUCUACGGAUGCGACGCAUUACGCACACGGCGUGGAUCGGGCGACGCGGCACUACUGAUGAUGUGGUAGAUCUGCAGGGGAGAGCGAGUGAUUGUAUGUAAAUGAUUGUAUUGGUUGGAUCAGUUUGGAAAAACGAAUUUGUACUUACUUGACACUUAUGCUCGCUUGGUGAUAGGACAAAAAGAACGAAGCCGUCAUUGGACGAACGGAAGCAACAAUGCCACAAAGACCAUUUUGAAUCUUGCGCUGUUACUGGGAUAGAGGGCAACUCUGUCAUUGGAUGAGAAUACUGAUACUCAAGGGACAGCGCCGUGG